ACAGUAGUAAGCUGUCGUUUAGAUCAACAAGCCGCUAUUUUGGAAGCAGUUUGAUAAACACUCACUGUUCCUCCGUUGAUGUCAGUCGUUUCCAGCGACACAUAUCACGCGAGAUCAACGAUUAACCAACACAAAACUAGCCAGCCACAUAACGUUAGCCCCGAACCGAUAAGGUUGGAUGACAUCGUCGGUUGAACUUUAAAAGACUAUCUAGCUCGUUUUUCUAUCCAUUUCACAGCAGGCAAGUCUGUGACAACAGAACAGCCAACGAUCUUGUAUUUUUGAUUGGCUUAAUAUUUUCAAUAUACAACCGAGCUAGCAAGAACUUUUUUUUUUAUCGUUUAUUUGGCAACUUCUCACUAGCGCUAACGUUAGCAAACACUUUUUUUGCCAUACAGAUCGACUUAUUUUUUCACCAAGCAGCUCUUCGUUUUGUUUUGUCAACAAGCUGUUUUUUUCUCUCGAAGGACUGACGUUAACUUACCUACCUAAAACAAAACGACGAUAUUUAGCAAACAGUUUGCUUAAUAAAGAGGGCAAAGCAACCAUAGCAGUUGAAGAAGUGUUAGCGUCAGCUUUUACCAGCCAGCUAACCAAACCCGUAACGUUACCUGAACUGUUUUACCAAUCAUUUAGAAACGCCUUUAACCGGUCGGUGCUGUAUUCAGGACAUUUAACUUUUAAAUUGCCCAUUUGAUACACUGUAAGAGUAUUUAACGUUAGCUAGCUCUCGCUUCUUUUUUUUUUUUAAAUAACAACUGACAGAACAGCAAGCCAGCUGAGUGUUAGAAGUAGCUAGACCAGUGGUUGGACCUGAGGCAAGUUGUGUACAGCCAAGGAAUCCCUCAUCGGAUUGUUACAUUAUUAUCAGUGUUAUUGUUGAAAAUGGCGGCGGUCGGAAUGGUGCAGAUGUUGAUCGAAGCAGCAGAGUACCUUGAGCGCAGGGAACGAGAAGCUGAACACGGCUAUGCCUCCAUGCCACCCUUCAUCAGCAGCCAAGAGAGGGAAAGCUUGAAAAGGAAAAGCAAAAGCAAGAAAAACACAAGUAGCAGGUCUACGCACAAUGAAAUGGAAAAGAACAGACGGGCACAUCUACGGCUCUGUUUAGAGCGCUUAAAAUCUCUUGUUCCCUUAGGACCAGAUGCUAACAGGCACACCACUCUAAGCCUGCUGAUGAAAGCCAAAGAUCAUAUCAAGAGGUUGGAGGAGAGCGAUAGGAGAGCUCAGCACACCAUGGAUCAGCUACAGCGGGAGCGGAGACAUCUGAGGCGGCGUCUGGAGCAGCUAGGGGUGGAGAGGACCCGCAUGGACAGUACCGGCUCCACUGUGUCGUUGGACAAGUCUGACUCUGACCAAGAGGACCUGGAUGUGGACGUGGAGGGGACGGACUACAUGCUGGGUGACCUGGAGUGGAGCACCAGCAGUGUUAGCGACUCGGGCGACGAGCGGGGCAGCCUGCGCAGCAGCUGCAGUGACGAGGGCUACUCCAGCGCCAGCCUGCUGCUGCUGCAGGACACUCAGGAGAAGGCCAAGCAGCUGGGCUGCAGCCUAUAGACAGCACUAGACAGCACAACUCCCGCCCCCCUCCUCAGUUACUCCCGUCCCAAUAUUGCCUCACCACUCCCUAAUCCCACUCUGACCUCCCCCUCCGUCCCUCCCUAGCGGGACUGACCAAGUCUGAGGCCUCUCCUCCAGCCAGGCCCUCUGCAGGCUUACCCAUUCCCACAACGCCCCCUUCCAGACUGCAACACCUCCGAGACACCCGCCCGCAUCCAGCCCGUCAUCAGCGGUCAGUCUUUUAGGGUGUCGGCCCGCUCCGCACCAAUCAAACGAGUGGGAUUUUAAAGACGCUCCACCCCUCCGUCUCUCCGUCCAUCCAUCAGAAACACAACUUUCAGCCAGAGAAUGUUACCACACAAUAUCCCACUGCCUCUUUUUCUAUGCCUCAAGAGCCAUGGGAAGCACUUGAGAUUUCACACAACACACACACACACACACACACACAAACACACACACACACACACACACACACACACACACACACACACACACACACACACACACACACACACACACACACACACACACACACACACACACACACCAUUCAUCGCUCCUAGUUGUCCAGUGAGACAGAGUCCUUCCAAAGGUGUGGCACUGACAUGAUUUUGGGGCUUUUUGUCUGCCCUGCUCACCAACCAGUUAAGCAUCUGUGCAUGGUAUUUUGCACUUACAAUUGUUUUUUUUGUUUUUUUUUAAACAAAACUGUUUCAUCUUUUUUCAAAUGCGGUCUCUGAAAAACUUAAAGGACACCCGCUACAGCUCUCUCGCAGUAUUGGUACAAGAUGAAAUGAGCGUUUGAAACGCAUGCCAGUAUGUUGUCUGCCUGCGCUGUGGGGGGUGCAGCAGAGUUUCGGGGGGGGUCACUAAAAGUAGACCGUGUGUGUGUGGUGUUAAACUGUCGGGGGGCCGACAGCAAUACGUCCCGUAGUUACCCAGGCAGUGGCAGGCUACUAACCAACCUGUCACUUUUCUGUCCAUAACUCCUAUUCAGAGGAAGAAGUAACAAAAAAAAUAAUAAUUGUGCAGCAUGAGAUUGUGAAGGGGCCCGGGAAUAUAGGAGGUUUAUUUUUUAUUUUUU
This is a messenger RNA of Perca fluviatilis (European perch), 2641 nucleotides long. It is a transcript of the gene mxd1, whose product is annotated as MAX dimerization protein 1. The record is from RefSeq and is a predicted model, not a curated record. The transcript is spliced from 6 exons. The coding region runs from base 886 to 1554 and encodes 222 amino acids. NCBI's taxonomy places the organism in Eukaryota, Metazoa, Chordata, Actinopteri, Perciformes, Percidae. Gene Ontology annotation, molecular function: DNA-binding transcription factor activity, RNA polymerase II-specific; protein dimerization activity; RNA polymerase II cis-regulatory region sequence-specific DNA binding. Gene Ontology annotation, biological process: regulation of transcription by RNA polymerase II.